Molecule: messenger RNA, 476 nt
Organism: Bombus pyrosoma
Lineage: Eukaryota; Metazoa; Arthropoda; Insecta; Hymenoptera; Apidae
Gene: RpS26
Product: 40S ribosomal protein S26
Exons: 3
Coding region: 91-435 (114 amino acids)
Biological process (GO): translation
Cellular component (GO): cytosolic small ribosomal subunit; ribosome
Molecular function (GO): mRNA binding; structural constituent of ribosome
Source: RefSeq, a predicted model, not a curated record
UGAACGGAAGUACAUUGAUUUGACUUGCCAACUUCAUUUAACGUCAUUAAACAUUGUUUCCGAUCUUUCUCCAACAAGUGACGGAAGAAAAUGACUUGCAAACGUAGGAAUGGUGGACGUGCCAAGCAUGGCCGUGGCCAUGUAAACCCUGUCCGUUGUACUAAUUGUGCACGCUGUGUACCAAAAGAUAAAGCAAUUAAAAAAUUCGUUAUUCGUAAUAUUGUAGAAGCAGCUGCUGUAAGAGAUAUCACAGAAGCAAGCUUUUAUUCUGCAUAUCAGCUUCCAAAGUUGUAUGCCAAAUUGCACUACUGCGUUUCUUGUGCUAUUCACUCAAAAGUAGUUCGCAACAGAUCAAAGGCAAAUCGUCGUAUCAGGACACCUCCAGUUCGUAAUUUCCCUAGGGAUCUGCGUCAAGGCCAACAAAACAGGAAAUAAAUUACUAUGUAAAUUUUAAAUAAAAUAAAGUAUAAAAUCGA